AUGUCACCAACCGAACCCUCCGACGAGCCCUGGCAUGUGGUGGAUCGUCGCACGCGGAAGAAUCAGGCUCUGUUACAAGCAGGGCCCAGUGGCAGAGCUUCGCCAAAAACUCAGCUUCCAUCACAGACAGCUUCAAACGGCCAAGGUCUAUCGAGAUACCAGCCUGCAUCCCAGAUAGUUCCCAAGGAUAGUGAUUCACAGAACCCUCAAUUUCCCACACGGCCAGCCCCUACCUUUCCGAGCUUAUCAAAUUCUCAGUUUGUGCUGUCGUCAGCUCCCAAUGGCCGUGUCCCGUCCAAAAUCCAGGCUCACUCAAAAUCAGCUCCGAAGCAGAAGGAAGACAUCCCGUAUGAGAUCAAGAAUGCGAGGGAGUGGGACCCGAAGAGACGACUGCAAGCUGACUCCUCAUCUGAGAGCUCUGACGAUGACGAUUACUACGAUUCAGAUUAUGAUGAAAGCCAGCAAGUUUUCGGAGAUGGCUCCCGGACCAUGGCAGACGAUGUGUUUCAGCCUGUGACCAACAAAGGCUCCCAAUCCAAUGCACGUUCUCAUGGGCGACCGCCAGCUCAACUCAAACCCUACCCUCACCGCAAGCCCUCAGGUCAGCGUCGAGCACAUCGGCGGGUCAAUUUCAACUACAACAAAGAUAACCUAGCUAGGGCCGCCUUCCGGAAGAGACUAGACCCUACAGGAACAUUCAUGCUACCCAAAGACUGCUCUGAAAUUGAGCCGAAUCAAAAGAGAAUGUACGAUAUGUUCGACGAGAUCGGGGUUCGUCUGCGAUCGUUCAUCCGCCCACCUCAGCACGCCAAGGAUCGUGAGCUUCUUCUGUGGGGAGACGCUCGUCAAAUUCAGGCCACCAAAGCCGAGCUUCAAGGGCUUGUCAAUCGUUUCAUUGGCUUUCCGCAAAAGUCAGCCAAGGAAAAAUUCGCCAGGGAGACAUCAAGUAUAGGUGAUCAGUAUCACCGAUCGAAUAAGAAGAUGCAGAAGGAGACAAAGAUUCUAGAGUUCCAACAAGUGCCAGCAGAAGACCGGAUCUUCCCAUAUACAGGUACUUUUCUAUGGCCAAUCGACGAGGUACGGCCGGAAGAUAUUCUAGGUUCGAGCUUGGAGGCAUUCGAUCCCAUUCGCUUCCAAUACCAAUGCCACAUCGUCUUCGAUAACAAACUUUCAUCCUUCAGGAUCUUCAGCGACAAAGAAGAGUCUGUGAAAAGGACUAUGGAUCGUAUUGAAGGGACGAAGAGAGAGUACGUUGCAAAGAUCGCCCAACCUGAUAUAAUAGUUCUGGUAGAGCCACCAAAUCCAUCAGCGAUCAGGAAAGAUGUCAAGGUACUUCCUGCCUCCCUCAGCGAUCCGAAGAUAGCCAUGAGCAUGAUUCCUGUGUUGACGGGGAGUACACUGGACCGGGAGGCUCGCAAAGAAUGGCUUAAUGAGAGUAAUGAAUUGACGAUGAAGAACAAUCGCCGCAUGGAGCUAUCACUACGGAAAUGCAUUGGAUAUCUACCUCACUACCGUGGUCUGGUCCGAAUGCGCAUUCAAUUUGGGACAUUCGCAUUGAAAGUAUUCCGUUGGAAGGAAGGGGCAGAUUCCAUUCCCUUUGAAGAUUUCAUGAAUAAUACGACUAUGUCAGAGACGAAGGGCGUAAUGAUUAGAGAUCUACAAAUUAAGAAAGACGCAACGACGAUCAUAGCCCAAGUCCAAAAGGCCACCGAUCUUUUCCUACCGAUGGACAGCUCCAGCACUUCUCUUGAAGAGGUUGUGCCGUCCUUCAGCGCUUGCUUCGAAUUCAGGAACCCGAAUAGCCCAUCAAUGAACUUCACGCUCGAAAUGAGCAGUACUUCCGCGGCUCCAACCAUCUACGAAAAAGUCCAAGAGCUGUGGAUAAGGACGGAUCGUCGAGGCAUUGCGGUUCCUUUGGAAGCAUUCAUGGUUAGACUUGAUAGUGGGGUUUCUUGGAAGCUUAACGUCUCUUCCGAAAACAGUAUCGACUCCAGUCGAAUCAAUCCUCAAAUGAUAGAAUUCGCGGAGAGUGUCAAGCUAUCGAAGAUUCCAAAGGCCAGGACUGAGCUCACUGGCCAAAAAGUGUUCACAUGGAAGAAAGAUCUCUCAGGCAUUAUGCAGCCCUCGACAUUCCAGCAAAAGACAGCUAUGAGAUAUCGACUAGCCCAUCAACCUGAGUGGGAGUUCGAGCUUGCCCGGUACGACAACUAUGGUGAUCCAAAGAACGAAAACGUCCCGGCGGAGACGAAUUGGGGCGCUUCACUAUAUAACACAAACUGGGACUCCAUUCUCAGGCUCAAUUCCACCUUAAGCAUUGGUGAAGCAGCUAGAUGGGACCCAAACCUCGAGACUUUCUUUCCGUCGAGACCUGGCACUGUCGAUAUGGAAGGAGUGGGAGGAGCGGAUCCUCGGGUGAUAGAUUUCUUAAAGAAUGUGGAAGUCGUCACCAAAUUCAUUGACUGCAUCAAGAAAGAGCUGCCCCAUCUCAGAGGGUAG
Molecule: messenger RNA, 2496 nt
Organism: Letharia columbiana
Lineage: Eukaryota; Fungi; Ascomycota; Lecanoromycetes; Lecanorales; Parmeliaceae
Exons: 3
Coding region: 1-2496 (831 amino acids)
Source: RefSeq, a predicted model, not a curated record